AUGUCUCUCCCCGAUUUGAUCUCCCGUGUCAAAGAUUUGAUGGCUCAGUACCAUGUUCCUGGUGUUUCUAUUGCCGUGGUGAGAAAUGAUCAAGUGUCAUCUGCGAGCUUUGGAAGUGCAUCUAUCGAGCCCCCAAUACCUUGCACAGCGGAUACACUUUUCGACAUUGCAUCUUGCGCAAAGUCAAUGACUGCGGCUUCAGUUGGGAUACUUGUGGAAGACGAGAAAUACCCCGACAUCAAAUACGACUCCAUCAUGUCCAGCCUCCUACCAGAAGACUUCAUGAUGUCAAGUUCUAUACACAGUGAAGGCGUGAUGGUUGAAGACUUGCUGAGCCACAGGUCCGAUAACGCAAAAUCCAUCACCCGAAACCUGCGAAAUCUUACCGUGGCGGCUCCUGUACGGUCUCGGUACCUGUACUGCAAUAUGAUGUAUACAGUCCUAACACACCUCGUCGAAGUCAAAACCGAGAAACCAUUCGCGGAGUUCCUAGAAGAGAAGAUCUUCAUUCCCCUCGCGAUGACCUCGAGUAAUCUGCAGCCUGCAAAUGCUCGUGCGAAGGGUCUGGGCAGCAGCAUCGCCACUGGCUAUAUAUGGGACAAAGCCAGCGGUUACCGCGAAUGUCCAUGCGCUGAUUGCCCCGAAGGCCAGGGAGCAGGGUCUGUGAUCACAAGUGCCAACGACCUCAUCAAGUGGGUGAAGGCAUUAGUGAACCAAGAGGGUCCAAUCACUCCUCAACUCUAUCGGGGACUGGUCAGACCGCGUAGCUUUCCCAAUCAUCAUCCCGCGAGGCUGAGACCGUUUACGUCUCCGCCUGUCUAUGCAGCGGGGAUGGAGAUCUAUUACUAUAGAGGCCACAUGAUUGUCGGGCAUGACGGCGUUGUCCCUGGGUUUGGGGGCCGCUUUGCCUUCAUCCCUGAAAUCAAAUUCGGUGCCGUGGUUCUGGGAAAUUCUUCAGAAGCCGGUAUCGUUGCCGGGAUAUUGAUUCGCGAGUUGAUCGAUGAUGCCCUUGGUGUUCCCGAGGCAGAGCGGAGAGGCGGUGUUCGAAGUAAGAAAAUCAAUACGGCUGUCCCAGUUCAGACCGAGAAGAAAGAGAAGCGAAAAGGCAAGAAAGAUCGGAGCCCGAAACCCAACCAAGUUGAUGGUAAAAGGCAUGACGUGCAGAAAGUGAAUGCAGACCAAAGCCAACCUGAUAUUUCAGCGGAGCCACAAACCAAGCCUCUUGAUCAGUAUACUGGCCAGUACUGGAAUGAUGGAUAUCGUGGGAUGAACGUUCAGAUACGCAACGAUCGACUGUUUAUUGAUGCCUCGGACCGUGCGAUGGGAUUUCAUCUCACAUUCCAUCAUAUCUCCGGCCAGACCAAAUAUAUCGCGAUGUUGGUUGAUGUUGUAGAGGGGGGCAGCGAUCGGAUUGAGGCCGAGUUCUUGUUCAGGUGUGAUCAGGUCAUUGGGAUGGGUCUUCGCUUGGAGAGAUCGCUGGAGGAUUUGAUCUGGUUCGGGAGAGUUGAUGAACGGCGAAACCUGAUAAAAGAUGAAGAAUGA
Molecule: messenger RNA, 1542 nt
Organism: Penicillium olsonii
Lineage: Eukaryota; Fungi; Ascomycota; Eurotiomycetes; Eurotiales; Aspergillaceae
Source: the annotation of a GenBank genome assembly